Larimichthys crocea (large yellow croaker) is the source of this 2395-nucleotide messenger RNA. It is a transcript of the gene ren, whose product is annotated as renin. The transcript is spliced from 9 exons. Gene Ontology annotation, molecular function: aspartic-type endopeptidase activity. Gene Ontology annotation, biological process: angiotensin maturation. The record is from RefSeq and is a predicted model, not a curated record. The coding region runs from base 230 to 1420 and encodes 396 amino acids. NCBI's taxonomy places the organism in Eukaryota, Metazoa, Chordata, Actinopteri, Sciaenidae.
GUGGUCACCUCCAGGAAGGCUCCCAGCCAGAGUCAGUGUCCCAUGGGUGAGAGCACGGUGAAGAGGACAUGGUAUAAAAAGAGUUGAGGGACCAGGCAGCAGAGAGAGCUAAAGCUUCUAUAAACUCAGAUUUAAUAAACGUGGAAUAUAUUCACAUAAAUCAGGAAAACCAAUUUUGCAUCUACAGCUGGACUGUAUUUUCCGCCUAUAAUCAGAGAAGGAAGUCAUCAUGGCACUACUGAUGAAUUACUGGAUGUGUUUUCUUGCUCUACCACUGACAGUGACCUCGAGCCAUGCUUUGAGAAGAAUUGGCCUGCAGAAAAUGCCAUCUAUCAGACAGACACUGAGGGAGAUGGGUGUUUCUGCAGAGCAGGUGUUGAGUGAGCUGGCACAGAAAAGCAAAGAUGACACAAACAACGGGACCGUUCCCACACCUCUGAUCAACUAUUUGGAUACUCAGUACUAUGGAGAAAUCAGCAUCGGCUCUCCAGCCCAGAUGUUCAAUGUGGUGUUUGACACGGGCUCCGCAAACCUGUGGGUGCCCUCGCAAAGCUGUUCACCUUUCUCCACCGCCUGUUUUACUCACAACAGGUACGAUGCCUCCAGAUCACGGACUCAUGUUGAGAAUGGUACCGGAUUUUCCAUCCAGUAUGCUUCUGGAAAUGUCAGGGGAUUUCUGAGUGAGGAUGUGGUUGUGGUCGGUGGUAUUCCCGUGGUGCAGGUGUUUGCUGAAGCCACCUCUCUCUCUGCCAUGCCCUUCAUCUUUGCCAAGUUUGAUGGAGUCCUGGGGAUGGGUUACCCAAACGUGGCAAUCGAUGGCAUCACGCCGGUGUUUGACCGCAUCAUGUCUCAGCAUGUCCUCAAGGAAGAGGUGUUUUCUGUCUACUACAGCAGGGACCCUAAACACUCCCCAGGUGGAGAGCUUGUCCUUGGUGGCACUGACCCAAACUACUACACUGGAAGCUUCAAUUAUAUGGAGACCAGAGAGACGGGUAAAUGGGAAGUUACCAUGAAAGGAGUUUCUGUGGGGAUGGAGAUGAUGUUUUGUGCAGAGGGAUGCACCGCUGUGAUCGACACAGGCUCCUCCUACAUCACAGGCCCGGCCUCCUCCGUCUCCAUGCUGAUGAAAACCAUCGGAGCACAGCUGGAUGAAAGUGGAUACAAAGUCAACUGUGAUACUGUCAAGAAGUUGCCCAGUGUCACUUUCCACCUGGGUGGCCAGGAGUACUCACUCUCCCAGGAAGAUUAUAUCUUAUGGCAAUCACAGAUCGAAGGGGAUGUCUGCACCGUCACCUUCAGGGGCUUGGAUGUGCCUCCCCCUACAGGUCCCAUCUGGAUUUUGGGAGCCAACUUCAUUGCUCGCUACUACACAGAGUUUGACCGUCGCAAUAAUCGGAUAGGGUUUGCUACAGCGGUCUGACAGGAAAUCAUCGGCCAUGUUGCUCUGUUUUCUUUCUCUCUCUUUGCUGCUAUCUCCUCUUUGUCCAGUCUUCCCUUCUGUUGCCUUUUAUAAUAAUUUGUGAUCAAAGUACAGCUGUUUUAUGAAAAAUGGUAAAAAAAAUAAAUAAAUUUAAAGUGCACGUUAAGAAUAUCAUUCCUUUUGCAAAUCUUGGUUUCCUAUUAUAUAAUAUGUUGUACCAGUUGCACUGAACACCUUCUAAACUUUUUAUUUAUAAGCAUUAACCAGCAAAUACAAAGUUUCUGUAUGUGUGCUGAUCAUUAUCCCACAGCAGCAGUGAAAAUCUGUGUCUGUACUGUCGUACUGACGUAACAAGAAUAAACUUGUUUACUGGGGUUUUGAACGUGAUUUAACUUCAUUAAUGACUGCAUUGUUUCCCAUCAAGUCUGUCGAAUGCAUUUCAUAACCAUGUGAAAAUCAAGGUUGAGGCUGAAAACAGAUUACUGUAGCCAAUUUAAUUGGACACACCAGACCAGGGACAGACAUAUGUGUCGUUGUGAGCUCCUCACCGUGCAUACGUAUGUCUAUUUUCAGUUCAAAAGGUAAAGAAAUGGGUCACCAUGUCUGGCAGUCACGUGUGCUGCUCCCACUGAUGGUUUCCUCUGUAGUCUGGGGCUUUAUAUCACAUAAGAUUAUAUUUUCUAAAUCAAAUCAUCCCCAAUCUCAAGUGUUUGUGCAGCUUGUGAUCCCUGACAAUGAGGAAUUGUAUUUUUCCAUUGCAAAAAAAGCAUAAAGAAAAUCCAUAAUUGUUCAUUUUGUCAUCCAGGAAACUGUAGUUUAAAGUUGAAAUCCUGUUUUUUGUAUCGGAGUAAUGCUAUUACAUAAAAAGCUCUGAACUGUAAUACACUCUAGUAGUAAACAUGCCUUUUAAGACUGACUCUACAAAAUUGUUUCUGCUUCCUUAGCAGGCAAAAGCAACAAAGAUAAUAAAACAAU